Molecule: messenger RNA, 3441 nt
Organism: Penicillium chermesinum
Lineage: Eukaryota; Fungi; Ascomycota; Eurotiomycetes; Eurotiales; Aspergillaceae
Product: putative mRNA-nucleus export ATPase (Elf1)
Exons: 5
Coding region: 1-3441 (1146 amino acids)
Molecular function (GO): ATP hydrolysis activity; ATP binding
Source: RefSeq, a predicted model, not a curated record
AUGGACAGUGUUGAUGGCGAGAUUGAUGAGUUGGAAUUACCGAGUCUUUCCUUCUGGACCACCCUUUUUACGACCUUCGUCUUCUUCUACUUCGAUCUUUGUCCUGCUGGUCCCGGGACCACCAUUGCCCCUCUGCACUCCCUUUUUCUCCGGGUUCCCUCUGGAUCCGCCUUCUUGCCCGAGUCUCUGGCCCCUCCGGCGUGCCCCCCCACCUCCGAAGAGAUUUCUUCCGUCCUGAACAACAUUUUCAACGCGCAAAGUUCCCAGGACUCCCUGGAUGGGUCUUAUGCCUUGACAAACCUCUUGAUUCAAGGCGCCGGAACUGCCGGCCUGCUCAACUACAAUGUUCUGGCAGAGGCCAAGAAGGCAGCCACCGAUAAGAAGAGUGGUUCCCGCCGCGAGAGCGCCAUGUUGAUCAUCGGUGCCCUGUUCGAGCGUUAUCCCACCGCAUUCCCCCUAAGCGAGGUUGUGUUUUUGUUAAAGGAUGGCGGAAUCCUGAGUGUCGUGCUGGAUUCGCUUGCUGACAAGGGUGCUGUCGUCCGCGAUGCCGCUCAAUAUGCAGUGGAUGCCCUUUUCAACAUUUUGAGCCCAGAGGCUUUGGUGAAUGCCUUCCUGCCUGCUUUGGAAUCCUACCUUAGUAAGGGAACCGGAAAAUGGCAAGGAUUUGUCGGUGGCUUCAAACUCUUGGAAAAAAUGGCCCUCAAGGCUCAGAUUGGCAACGGCACCAAGGAAGAAGAGCGGCAGAAGGAUCUGUUGCGUGAGGCCAUGGGAAAGACUUUGAAGGAUUUGAUCCCUGUGGUUGAGUCUGGUAUUCACGACCUCAAGGCCGACGUCGCCAAGCAGUCACUUAAAGCUAUGAAUGCUCUCACCACCCUCCUCGAGAACGACGACGUCGCUCCUCGAGUUCCUCUCAUUAUUAAGACCAUGGAACAACCUUCUCCUCAAACUGUCCAGAAGGCUAUUCAUGCCUUGUCGCAGACCACUUUCGUCGCUAUUGUCACUUCUCCCGUCCUUGCGCUGUUGACCCCUCUGCUCGAGCGUUCCCUCAACAACCCAUCGACUCCCCAAGAAACUCUUCGCCAGACGGUGGUGGUUGUGGAGAAUUUGACAAAGCUGGUGCAUGACCCAGCUGAAGCACGUACUUUCCUUCCCAAGCUUCAGCCAGGUGUUAAGGGUGUCAAGGACCGUGCUUCUCUCCCAGAGGUUCGUGAGCUUGCCACCCGUGCACUGGAUGUGAUGGAGAAGGCCAUGGCCGACAACGACGUCGCGACCGGUGCUGUGUCCAAGAUUACUCCAGAGGAGGUUCUGGCUGUGCUCGACCCCAAGCUGCAAGAGAAUGGCGGCCUGACCGGCUUUGGCGACGCAGCCUUCCACGAGACUGCUAAGUUAUAUAUCGCUAGCUUGGUGCGUGAGGAUGUCAACGCUCGCAUGAUGGACCGCAUUCCUUCUUCCAUUGGCCCCUACCUCCGCGGCUUUUUUAGCGAUGAGCAGAUUGAGGCGAUCUCCACCGCUGUCCAGGCUCACUUUGUCGCCGAAGAUGAGCGCAAGUUUGGAAAGCCUGUCCAGGAGGAUCCUAACGAGGUUGAAAUUGUCAAUGCCAACUUCUCUUUGGCCUAUGGUGGUAUGCUACUGCUGUCUCAUACCAACCUGCGUCUUCUGAAGGGUCACCGAUACGGUCUUUGUGGUCGAAAUGGUGCUGGAAAAUCUACUCUGAUGCGCAGCAUUGCCAAUAACAAGCUGGAAGGUUUCCCACCUCCGGAGGAGGUGCGCACUUGCUUCGUGGAGCACAACCAGGGCGAGGAUGCCAACCUGAGCAUCCUGGAAUACGUUUCCAAGGACCCUGCCGUUGCCUCCGCAGGAAAAGAGCACAUCAGCAACGUCCUCUUGGAGUUUGGCUUCACCGAUGGCCCUGAGGGCCGUCAAGCUCAGCCAGUUGGCUCCUUGUCUGGUGGUUGGAAGAUGAAGCUUGCGCUUGCUCGCGCUAUGCUCAUGAAGGCUGACGUCCUCCUGCUGGACGAACCUACUAACCAUCUGGACGUUGCCAACGUCAAAUGGUUGCAGGAGUACUUGAAGAAGCACACCGACAUCACCAGCUUGAUCGUUUCUCACGAUUCUGGCUUCCUUGAUGCGGUCUGUACCGACAUCUACCACUACGAACAGAAGAAGCUCGUCUGCUACCCGGGUAACCUCGCAGACUUUGUCAAGGUCAAGCCCGAGGGAAAGAGCUACUACACCCUGUCCGCCUCUACUGUGCAAUUCAAGUUCCCUCCCCCUGGUAUUCUGUCCGGUAUCAAAUCCAACACUCGUGCUAUUCUCCGCAUGAACAAUGUCUCUUAUCAGUACCCUGGUGCUCCCAAGCCUUCAUUGACGGAUGCUUCCCUCUCUCUCUCCCUUUCCUCUCGUGUCGCUAUUAUCGGAGGCAACGGUGCUGGAAAGUCCACCUUCAUUAAGAUCCUGACUGGCGAAGUUAUUCCCCAGAGCGGAAAGGUCGAGAAGCACCCCAACUUGCGUAUUGGUUACAUUAAGCAGCACGCACUGGAGCACGUCGAGAUGCAUCUUGAGAAGACUCCAAGUCAGUAUCUCCAGUGGCGUUAUGCCAACGGUGAUGAUCGCGAGGUGUUCUUGAAGCAGACUCGUAUCCUCACUGAUGCUGACAAGGCCCAGCUGGAGAAGCCAGUUGACCUCGGUGACGGCCGCGGUGCUCGCCGCAUUGAAGCCAUCAUGGGUCGUCAAAAGUGGAAGAAGUCGUUCCAGUAUGAGGUCAAGUGGGUUGGCUUGCUCCCAAAGCACAACACGAUGAUCUCGCGUGAGACCCUCGUUGACCUUGGAUUCUUCAAGAUGGUGCAGGAAUUCGAUGAUCACGAGGCUUCUCGUGAGGGUCUGGGUUUCCGUGUCCUCGACCCUCCCACCAUCUCUAAGCACUUCGAGGACGUCGGUCUUGACCCCGAGAUCGCCAACCACAACGAGAUCUCCGGUCUCUCUGGUGGUCAGAAGGUCAAGGUCGUGUUGGCCGGUGCUAUGUGGAACAACCCUCAUUUGCUGGUUCUGGACGAGCCGACCAACUUCUUGGACCGUGACUCUCUUGGUGGUCUGGCUGUUGCCAUUCGUGAUUUCAAGGGCGGUGUGCUGCAUAUUGCCGAUGGCCGUGUCGUUAGCCGUACCAACAAUGCUGUCAACCUGGACCGCUUCGAGGAUAGUGCCGCGAACUCGCCCUCUGCCCCUGGCACCCCCGCUGCUGCCUCCACUAACACCAGUGCUGCUCCCUCGGCUGUCAACUCUGGUGACGAGGAAGGCGAGCUCAAGUUCCGUGCUAAGAAGAAGAAGAAGAUGACUCGCGCUCAACAGAAGGAGCGAGAGACCCGUCGCCGCUUGCGUCACAUCGAAUGGCUCAACUCUCCCAAGGGUACCCCUAAGCCUGUUGACACUGAUGAUGAGGCCUAA